AUGUCACGUUGACGUAUUUAAAAGGUGCUCGCUCCACCUUCGUUUCACUCUCUGUGGUGUAUCACACAGGAAACACUCAGUGGCACUUGUCGACACCGAAAUAUUAAACAUGUUUCUUUUCAAACUGCUUAUAGUAACUUUAAGUUUUUAUGAUUUGGAUGCUUUGAGGACUUGCCCAAAAGGGCAAAGGUUAAAUCCUAAGGCAAAUGGUUGUGAUGUCUGCCCAAAUGACGCUUUCCAGCCUGAAGAGAAUGAUUCCCAAACCUGCAAAGUGUGUACAAAGUGUGAUGGCGAAUCGGGAAGUGAUGUUAAAGAGAAUUGCACAAAAGAGACAAACACAAAAUGUCAGUGCCGGGAAGGAUUUGUUCCCUGGGAAAGUGAUUCUUCCUCUUGCAAAUGUGAAAUUGGAUUUGAGCUGAAACAUGGAGGUAGAGAAUGUGUAAAAUGUGACGACGGAUAUUUCAGCACACGUAUGACCUCGCCCUGUCAAAAAUGGAAAGAAUGUAAAUGUGGAGUGAAUACCAAAGGAACCAGCACCUCAGAUGUCAUCUGUAAUAAAGAGUUACAGGGAUGUAGUGACACAAGUAACACUUACUUCACUACACCCCGCACAUCAACCACAAAGGUUUCUCUAAUCACACUCUUAACAUCCCAACAUCCACGUGAGAGGGUCCAUACUCAGAGAAUGCAUACGACCACCACCACCACCACCACCACCAAGGCUGCUUCAGAACACAUACCCACCCACAUUGGUACAGGUAUGGCCUUCCUCAUCCUUGGAAUUAUUGGACUGCUUGUACUGACCGCUGUGACCUGCAAGCUGCACAUUUCUCCUCAACCAGCAGCACCAAAAAAUGACUCAUUGUGUCGGAGGCCAGUUGAGGAAAGCGGCGAGGGCAGUCUGGCCUCUCUCAAACUGAAUCCAGGAGAGUACUGAGGUCUCCAAUUAAUCUGUCAACUAAGACUAUGAAAUAUUGGAUCAUAAAAUCAUCAUAGGAAUCAUUUUAGAAUGACCACUUAUAUUUUCCUUGUAUUGUUGCUUUUAUAUUAGAAGAUUGUCACAUCAGAAAGAUUAGUUACUGUGUCUGUAUUGUCGCAGGUGUAAGCAGUAUUGUCAAUAUUUGACUUUUGUUUGUUCUGUUGUAAUAGAAUUAUUGUAAAUUAUGUGAAAGAGAUCAUACCGCACUAUUUGUCAUUUAACUGUUGGUCGGGUUAAGGUUAGAUAGUAAAAGGUAGCUUUUACUACUUAGGAUGCCAUACUUACUUUUAGUAAGAUAAUUAUAUGCAAAUUUACUUUCUGUGUUUCCUAGAUAUAUAUAAAACAUUUUAGAUUUUUUACAAUGACCUCAGAGAUCAUGCAGCUAUUUUAUAUUAACAAUUCUUGUUGCUCUCGCUAAAAUUCAUAUAUAUACAUAUACAUAUGUUUUAAUGCUUUUUCAAGCCUUGUGACUUUAUAUAUUGUGAUCUGGUUUAAUGGGGCAGGAGACACAAGUCUGAGAAAUACACAGUAUGAACAGUAUAGUAAAAGUAAUAACAAUCAAUACCCAUGAUUAUCAACGGCUGGAGCCUUUGAUAAAUACAUUUUACUUUCUUCCCACAGUCUGUUUGUCUCUAUUAUUUUCGUUUUGUUGAUUCAGUUCUGUUCCACCGGUAGCAGAUCUUGCGGUAACUGUGCAUUCAGUGGUGUGUGGGGUUGGGGGAGAUCCCCAUGUGCCUCUUUUUCCCACUGAGAGAUACUUGCUCUCAUGUUUUCGUUUGAGCCGUAGGAAAGAUUGAUGUUGUAAACGUAUAGACUUUCAUGUUGUUUAUACCUCACUGGAGACUUUCCCCGGAGCAGUACAGUCAGAGGAGUAUUGAAAGCAUACCCUCAUUAUUUCUAUUCACUAAUUUCCGCUAAGAAAUCAGAUAAACAAGCCUCCAAGUCACAGGUGUGUAACUGGCUGGCUCUAACUGACUAAAUCUACUUGGUUACAGCUCAUUGAUUGCUUUGACAGCGCUCUCUGUUGGAAUAAGCUUACAUUUCUUGGUUAAAAACUGGUGAACAAAGUAACACGAUCAUUUACUCAGGUACAAGUACCAAUACACAAAUGUAAAAAUACUCUGUCACAAGUAAAAGUAAAUAUGUUUUAGCAGUAAAAUGUGAAUGUGAAAGCAUGAGUAAAAGUACUCUGCAGAAAAAUAGUACAAUAUGUUUUCAUAUUGCCUUCUAUGUGUUUUUAGAUUUUACAAUCUAUAAAAUAGAAAUACUCAACCAAAGUAGGCCCACCUCAACGUUGUUUACAGUGCUUGCGUACAUGUACUUAGUAACUUUUUUUACUGUUUAAACAACAACUCACUAGUUAUCUGACUCUUAUUGUAAAGCACAUUUUUUUGUCAAAUAUUGUCUCCGAUUGAUUGUUGUUCUGUUUUCAAACUGCCAUGUCCUGAGAAAAUGUGAAUAGAUGUUUGGUCUUCUUUACAA
Molecule: messenger RNA, 2461 nt
Organism: Anoplopoma fimbria (sablefish)
Lineage: Eukaryota; Metazoa; Chordata; Actinopteri; Perciformes; Anoplopomatidae
Product: tumor necrosis factor receptor superfamily member 4
Exons: 6
Coding region: 110-937 (275 amino acids)
Biological process (GO): regulation of cell population proliferation
Cellular component (GO): external side of plasma membrane
Molecular function (GO): signaling receptor activity; cytokine binding
Source: RefSeq, a predicted model, not a curated record